AUGUCGCGAUCACCCAGUCCUGCGGCACCCCGCCCUCGCACCGAUGAGAAUGUGUUCCUCUUCGCGCCAAACCUCAUCGGCUACACUCGCGUCAUCCUUGGCGCGGCAGCGUUGACAUACAUGCCGACGCAUCCCAAGUUCUGCACGGUCGCAUACUGCGUCUCUGCACUGCUCGAUGCGGUGGAUGGGCAGGUCGCACGGGCUUUGGGGCAGACGAGCAAGUUUGGCGCCAUCCUGGACAUGGUGACAGACCGAUGCAUGACCUCCUGCCUGCUCUGCUUCCUCGCGUCCGCCUACCCUCGGGCAGCGCUCCUUUUCCAGUUUCUCAUCUCGCUCGACUUCUCCUCCCACUACAUCCACAUGUAUGCCUCCAUCUCGAGCGGCUCGCGCAGCCACAAGACGGUGACGAAGGAGCAGAGCUGGAUCCUCUGGUCGUACUACAACAACAGCCGCACCCUCUUCAUCUUCUGCGCGGCCAACGAGCUCUUCUUCGUCGCCCUCUACGUCCUUUCCAACUACCACAAGCCCCUCCUCACCUCGCUCCACGCCCUCCCUCCUUCGCUCCUCGCCCUCCCCGCACCCGUCCUAAAGAUGGUCCUCAAGACUUCGUGGCCUCACGUCGUCGCCAUUCUCACCGCUCCCAUCAUGGUCGGCAAGCAGAUCAUCAACGUCGUGCAGUUCUGGAAGGCGGCGAAAGCGCUCACCGAGGCGGACCAGGAGGAGCGGUAUGCGAUGCAGAUGGCCAAGAAGCAGUAG
Rhodotorula toruloides NP11 is the source of this 756-nucleotide messenger RNA. Its product is annotated as CDC-diacylglycerol-inositol-3-phosphatidyltransferase. The transcript is spliced from 5 exons. The coding region runs from base 1 to 756 and encodes 251 amino acids. Gene Ontology annotation, molecular function: CDP-diacylglycerol-inositol 3-phosphatidyltransferase activity. Gene Ontology annotation, biological process: phosphatidylinositol biosynthetic process. Lineage: Eukaryota; Fungi; Basidiomycota; Microbotryomycetes; Sporidiobolales; Sporidiobolaceae. Gene Ontology annotation, cellular component: Golgi apparatus; membrane. The record is from RefSeq and is a predicted model, not a curated record.